AUGGUUCAGCUUAAACAUUCUCUCUUGGCUCUUGCCUUAGCAUGCCAGCUUGUAUGGGCUAUUCCCAAGGACUCUACAGGGCCGGGGUCCAUAAUCGAACAGCGCGGAGGAGGAUUCAAUGAUCAAUAUGUUUUCGCUACCUGUCCAAACCCUCCCGAAAAAUGUUCUACAUGUGGAGGAGACAGCAAAAAGAAAGGGUUCUGUGACAAUGAGAAGGGGCGGGGGUGGAUGUCCGAUUAUUAUCGAUGCAAGCAAUGGCACAAGGAAGGCUGUGGUCUAACUUGCGAAUGUGUGUCGGAGGAGACAGGCAAGCCAGGCUCCGGUCUACCACUUAUUAUUCCAUUCCCACCCCCGCCAGUAGGCUUCAUCGCCCCUCCUGCAGCAGUUCCAAAUCCGAAGAACGGCCACUACAAGGACUGCAAAUGUAAGGCAGAAUGUCCUAAGCCGGAGAAGGAGGUGCUCGUUUGCGGUGAUGAUACUUGCAAAGGAAAAAAUAACAAAUGCACAACUGGCACGAAUGAGGGCUGUGAAUGCUAUGAGCUUACGUCGGAAAUCUACACCUUAGGGACAAAGUCCGAGGUCGAAAGCUUUGAGAAGGUUUUAACCAAAUUGGUUGAUAGCAUGAAGAAACAGGACGAGGAGGCUGAGAAGCCGAAGGACCCAGAAGUGAAAUGCUCUAGCACGGACUACAGCAAGGCCGUUUCAGUCGAUGUCUCGUUUAUGAGCAAGCUGGCCGACAAGUUCUGCAGCGGGGAUACGAGCAAGAAGCGCAGUCAGGACCUGACAGCCAAAGAUGUGUCGUCCUCUGCUUAUGAGAACUACAAGUUCCACUUUGAGCUCGAUCCUGGGAAGAAUUGCAAGACUGACUGCAAAGCAGCCUUCAAGUCCAUGACUGGCAAAUGCCAGGGCUAUGACAGCCAUUCCAUCCAACCAGAAGCCAGCGCCAAGGUCGAUGACUGUGGAGCAAGCUUCAGCUACAAAAUUACUGUACCCGACAAGCCUAAGCCAAAGCCUGAUACAUUCACUCAGCACGGGCUUCAAGAAAGAAAAUGCCACACAGCAGAUCAGUUUGGAUCACAUGGAGAUGUUCGCGGUAGUGAGAUCAGUAUGGCAGCUACUGGCUGUGCUGGAAUUUCCGACGACAAGGCCAAGUUGAAGGCAGGUUCAGAUCCAAUUGAGUUAAAGUCGACGUACGGAAGUACUCAGUUUAAGUUUACCAUGUCCUGGAUUGAGAACUGCGAGGGAGACGAACAAGAUGCACGGUAUCCCUUUGGCGGGGCGCAUAAUCUUGGGAACACAUGUUGGCAGCUUUUGUUGGAUGACUGGCAGAAGUGCAACAAUGGGGGUGCUGGUGGCUCCAUCGAUUAUAGCUGUGUGAGAUAUGACUUUAGGCCUUCAUUUGAUUAG
This is a messenger RNA of Penicillium arizonense, 1407 nucleotides long. RefSeq lists its product as uncharacterized. The record is from RefSeq and is a predicted model, not a curated record. Bases 1 to 1407 code for a protein of 468 amino acids. The transcript is spliced from 7 exons. NCBI's taxonomy places the organism in Eukaryota, Fungi, Ascomycota, Eurotiomycetes, Eurotiales, Aspergillaceae.